GAUUCAGUUGCCAAACGUUGGUGAAACCGAAAAGUAAUACUUGCUAUUAAUUAAUUUAAAAAAAAACUCUCGCAAUGGGUUUGUGUUUGUUAGUGCUUAUUGCCAUUGGCAGCCUAAUCUAUUGGCUCUACACAAUGAACAAGGACUAUUAUGUGCUCUCAUUUUUUGCGUCUCGUGUGAGGACCAAGGAUGGUCGUCCUUUGGACAGCAUUGCUCCAGUAGCCAAAGGCAAAACAAUCUUUGGCAAUUGCUUUGAUUUGUAUGGCCUUAAGGAAUCUGAUGUGUUUCAGCAUUCACGUAAACGCGCGAGAGAUUUGAAAUCUAGUUAUAUUGAAUAUGGACUAGGCGUGCCGAUUUACAAUAUAAUCGAUGCGGAGAAUGCCGAGCUAAUAUUGAACGACCAAAGUCUUAUAUCAAAGAGUAUUGUGUAUGAGUUCCUCCAUCCAGCCUUGCAAACUGGACUUCUGACAUCCACAGAUAAGAAGUGGCACAGUCGCCGCAAAAUGUUAACGCCCACAUUCCACUUUAACAUUUUGGGACAAUUUGAGGAGAUAUUCAAAGCCGAAAGCCAAAAGUUCAUCAAACAAUUUGAUGGUAAAACAGAGACUGAUAUCUCUCUCAGCGAGCUGAUACCCCGAUUCACUCUCAACAGUGUUUGUGAAACCGCCAUGGGGGUUAAACUUGAUGAUAUGGCCGAGAAGGGAGAUCUUUAUCGCAAAAACUUUGGUUUGAUCGAAAAGUACUUCAUGGAGCGUCUGGGCAAUCCAUUCUUUUGGAACCAAACAAUUUAUGAGCUAUUUGGUGCAAAGAAAGAGGCACCGGCCCUAAAGGUUGUUCACGAUUUCUCUAGUGAAAUUAUUGCCAAGCGUCGCAUACUACUUAAGGAGGAUCUUGAACAACGCAAAAAUACUCAGGCGGAUGCAGAUGAUAUUUACAUUAACAAGAAGCAACGUUAUGCCAUGCUGGAUACACUGAUAUUUGCUGAAAAAGAUGGUCUCAUUGAUCAUAAUGGAAUUUGCGAAGAAGUUGACACACUCAUGUUCGAGGGCUACGAUACCACCUCAAUGGGUCUCAUAUUUGGAUUGAUGAAUAUGUCGCUUUAUGCUGAUAAGCAGGAACUUUGUUACCAAGAAAUCAACGAGUUCAUCGAUGAUGACUUCAGCAAUUUGGAUGUCAAUCAAAUAGCUAAACUGAAGUACUUGGAUUGCUUUGUCAAGGAAACAAUGCGCAUGUUCCCAUCGGUGCCAAUUAUGGGUCGGAAAGCAGUGCGGGAGACGGCAUUGGCCAAUGGUCUGAUACUUCCUGCCGGAACCCAGAUCACAAUUCACGUGUAUGAUAUUCAUCACAAUGCAAAGUAUUGGGACUCGCCAUAUGAGUUCCGGCCUGAGCGUUUUUUGCCCGAGAACACCAAGGAUCGUCAUAUUUACUCCUAUAUUCCCUUCAGUGCUGGUCAGCGUAAUUGCAUAGGUCAAAAGUACGCCCAGCUGGAAAUGAAGACUCUGCUCAUCGCCAUGGUGAAAACAUUUAAAAUUCUACCUCUAGUCGAUCCCAAAGAUUUUGUAUUUAAUACUGGCAUCACUUUGCGUACAAAUAACAAUGUUAAAGUUAAGCUUGUGAGACGUACCAGUAGCCUUAUCUAUUGGCUUUAUCAAAUCAACAAGACCCAUUAUGUACUUGCAUUCUUCUGUCCACGUGUUAAGACCAAAGAUGGUCGCCCCGAAUGGACAAUUGCACCUGUGGCCAAGGGGAAGACGAUUUUUGGUAAUGGCUUUGAUUUGUAUGGCCUAACAGACCAGGAGGUGUUUCAGCACUCACGCAUUCGAGCCAAAACAUUGAAAGCUAGCUAUAUAGAAUAUGGCUCCGGUGGAGCCCUUUAUAAUAUAAUUGACGCGGAGAAUGCCGAGCUAAUAUUAAACGAUCCAAAUGUGGUAACCAAAAGUGUGAUGUACGAUUUUCUACAUCCAGCACUACACACUGGACUCUUAACAUCGACAGAGACUGCCAUGGCGGUUAAGCUCGAUGAUAUGGCCGAGAAGGGUGAUCUUUAUCGUCAGAGCUUUGCAAUGAUCGAAAAAGCUUUUAUAAAGCGUUUAAGCAAUCCUUUUUACUGGAAUACAAAAGUUUAUGAACUCAUUGGAGGCAUGGAAGAUGCAACUGCGUUAAAAGUCGUUCACGACUUCUCCAACGAAAUUAUUGCCAAGCGUCGCAUACUUCUUGAGGAAGAACUUGUACGUCGCAAGAGCUCACAAGAUCCAGAUGAUGAUAUCUAUAUCAACAAGAAGCAACGCUUUGCCAUGUUGGAUACAUUGAUAUUUGCUGAGAAAGAUGGUCUCAUUGAUCAUCAGGGAAUUUGCGAGGAAGUGGAUACCCUCAUUUUCGCUGGGUUCGAUACUACUUCAACGGGUCUCAUAUUUGCAUUGAUGAAUAUGUCUCUCUAUGCAGAUAAACAGGAACUUUGCUACCAAGAAAUCAACGAGUAUAUUGAUGAUGACUUCAGCAACCUGGAUGUCAAUCAAAUAGGUAAACUCCAGUACUUGGAUUGCUUUUUAAAGGAAUCAUUACGCAUGUUCCCAGCAGUUCCUCUAACGGGUCGUCAAGCAGUACGAGAAACGGAACUAGCCAAUGGUCUGAUUCUUCCAGCUGGCACUCAGAUUAUUCUGCAUAUUUUUGACAUUCAUCGUAAUAUCAAGUACUGGGAUUCGCCAGAUGAGUUCCAGCCUGAACGAUUCCUGCCGGAAAACUAUUAUUAUGUGCUCGCCUUCUUUGCGCCUCGUGUGAAGACCAAAGAUGGACGCCCCGAAUGGACAAUUGCACCAGUGCCCAAAGGCAGAACAAUUUUUGCCAAUGGUUUUGACUUGUACGGCUUAACGGAACAGCAGGUAUUUCAACAAUUGCGCAUUAGGGCAGAAACAUUCCCAUCUAGCUUCAUAGAAUAUGGGUUCGGUAUAGCAAUAUACAAUAUAACUGAUGCGGAAAGUGCUGAGCUAGUAUUGAACGAUCAGAAUUUGAUAACCAAAAGCAUUAUAUACGAUUUUCUACAUCCAGCGCUGUGCACUGGACUCUUGACUUCUACAGAGACUGCCAUGGGGGUUAAGCUCGAUGAUAUGGCCGAAAAGGGUGAUCUUUACCGUGAGAACUUUACUAUGAUCGACAAGUCUUUCGUAAGACGUUUGAGUAAUCCAUUUUUCUGGAACAAAACUUUAUAUGAAUACUUCAGGCCAAAGGCGGACGCAAGUUCACUAAAAGUUGUUCAUGAUUUCUCCAACGAAAUCAUUGCCAAGCGUCGUAUACUUCUCGAGGCGGAUCUACAACAUCGCAAAACAACACAAGAUGCAGACGAAGAUAUCUAUGUGAACAAUAAGCCACGCUUUGCCAUGCUGGAUACUUUAAUAUUUGCUGAGACGGAUGGUCUUAUCGAUCAUAAAGGAAUCUGCGAGGAAGUGGAUACACUCAUGUUCGAGGGUUUCGAUGGUACAUCAAUAGGUCUCAUAUUUGCAUUGAUGAAUAUGUCUCUCUAUGCUGACAAACAGGAGCUUUGCUAUCAGGAAAUCAAUGAGUACAUAGCUGAUGACUUCAGCAACCUGGACAUCAAUCAAAUAGGUAAACUAAAGUACUUGGAUUGCUUUAUAAAAGAAACAAUGCGAAUGUUCCCUUCGGUACCUGUUACUGGACGACAAGCAGUGCGAGAAACAGAACUGGCCAAUGGUCUCAUUCUUCCAGCCGGCACACAGAUCUCUCUACAUAUAUUUGAUAUUCAUCGAAGUCCCAGAUACUGGGAUUCACCGGAUAAGUUCCAACCCGAACGAUUUCUGCCUGAAAACUGUAGAGAUCGCCAUACUUAUGCCUAUAUUCCAUUCAGUGCCGGACAGAGGAAUUGCAUUGGUCAAAAAAUGGACUUAUUCUUGUGGGUGCUGCUUGCAGUUCUUAGCCUUUACUUUUGGCUCAAGGAAAUGAAUAAAGAUUACUUUGUACUCUCCUUUUUUGCGCCUCGUGUGAAAACCAAGGACGGUCGUCCUGUGGAGAGUAUUGCUCCUGUGGCCAAGGGCAAGACAAUCUUUGGCAAUGGCUUCGACCUGUACGGCAAAAGUGACGCUGAGAUAUUUCAACAUUCACGCGGACAUGCUAAGAAAAUUCAAAGCAGUUAUAUUGAAUAUGGAAUGGGCAUGGCACUUUACAACGUCAUUGAUCCAGAGGUUGUCGAACUGGUACUGAAUGAUCAGAAUCUGAUAACAAAAAGUGUGAUAUACGAUUUCCUGCAUCCUGCGCUGCGCACUGGACUCCUGACCUCAACAGACAAAAAGUGGCACAGUCGACGCAAGAUAUUAACACCAACAUUUCAUUUCAAUAUAUUGGCACAAUUCGAGGAGAUUUUCAAAGCCGAGAGUCUGAAGUUCGUUGAACAAUUUCGUGGCGCAUCCGAGAUUUCAAUUUCUGUUAGUGAGCUGAUACCCCGCUUCACUCUCAACAGUAUUUGUGAGACUGCAAUGGGUGUUAAGCUCGAUGAUAUGGCUGAGAAGGGCGACAAUUAUCGCAAAAACUUUGCUUUGAUAGAAAAACGUUUCUUAAGGCGAAUAAGCAAUCCCUUUUAUUGGAAUAAUACAACUUAUAAUCUCUUUGGCGCCAAGGAGGAUAAACCCAUGCUAAAGACAAUUCAUGAUUUCUCUAGUGAAAUUAUUGCCAAGCGACGCAUUCUUCUGCAGGAUGCUCUGAAGAAUCGUCAGAAUGCUCACGCAGAUGCCGAUGAUGAUAUUUACAUCAACAAAAAGCAACGCUUUGCAAUGCUGGACACUUUGAUAUUCGCUGAGAAGGAUGGACUCAUUGAUCAUCAAGGAAUUUGCGAGGAAGUGGACACACUAAUGUUCGAAGGCUUCGAUACUACUUCAAUGGGUCUCAUAUUUGGAUUGAUGAAUAUGUCUCUGUAUGCUGAUAAACAGGAACUUUGUUACCAAGAAGUCAACGAGUUCAUCGAAGAUGACUUUAGCAAUCUGGACAUCAAUCAAAUAGCUAAACUGAAGUACUUGGAUUGCUUUGUCAAGGAGACAAUGCGAAUGUUUCCCUCGGUGCCUUUUAUGGGUCGUCAAGUGCAGCGAAAGACAGAGCUGGCCAAUGGUCUCAUCCUUCCUGCUGACACACAGAUUAUGCUGCAUGUGUUUGAUCUCCACCGCAAUCCCAAGCAUUGGGAUUCGCCAAAUGAAUUCCGUCCCGAGAGAUUCUUCCCCGAAAACUCUGCGAAUCGUCAUAUAUACUCCUACAUUCCGUUUAGUGCGGGGCAGAGGAAUUGCAUAGGUCAAAAAUAUGCACUGCUGGAAAUGAAGACUCUGCUGAUCGUUGUGCUCAAGCAGUUCAAGAUUCUGCCACUUGUGAAUCCGAAACAUUUCGUUUUUAAUAGUGGCAUCACAUUGCGCACCAACAAUAACAUUAAAGUAAAACUUGUGAGGCGAUGAGCAUGUUCAUAAUUUAGUUCAUAUAACAAUUAAU
Messenger RNA from Drosophila nasuta, 5478 nucleotides. RefSeq lists its product as uncharacterized. The transcript is spliced from 24 exons. Bases 75 to 5444 code for a protein of 1789 amino acids. NCBI's taxonomy places the organism in Eukaryota, Metazoa, Arthropoda, Insecta, Diptera, Drosophilidae. Gene Ontology annotation, molecular function: oxidoreductase activity, acting on paired donors, with incorporation or reduction of molecular oxygen; iron ion binding; monooxygenase activity. The record is from RefSeq and is a predicted model, not a curated record.